AUGAUAAGUGUAAAUCGUAGUUUACAAGAAAUCUUUGGAUUUGAUGACCAACAACCUAGACCAAGUCACCAAGGCCACGCUAGUGUAUGCCUUUUAUGUUGGUGUUCCAUUUUGCGAAGGCAAAGUGAAAUAAUAUUGAGAAAUAACCCCAGGGACCUGCAUCAGUUGAUGUUUACUAUUACUGAACACAGGGUUGCUCCAAGACAGGUUACAGAAACUGAUAAGGUAUUUUGGUUGCGCAUUCAAAGAGAGGCCCAUCAUACCCAUGAAGUCAACAGACCACAAUCUGUAACUGAGGAGUUGUCAACAGCAGAUAUGCCUAUAUUAGCAGAGGUGCAGCCAUCUGUUUCAAAUGAAGAAGUGAGUCGCACACCAAAUGGAUUAACUUUACCAGAUUAUAGAGGAGCGGCUAACAACAACAAUCGUUGUGUUUUCAGCAAUUGUAAUAGUACCACAUUGCAUGGCAUCAGUGACAAACUACGUGCUAUAGUUUUAAGCAAUCACAACUUCUACAUACCUAAACUAGCUCGUGUUUGCAGUGAAAAUUUAAGUAGCAAUUUAUGGGAGACUUUAUAUGAUUCUGCAAAUAGUUUGGACACUUUUACUGCAGACCAAGUGACACAUGUAUUUUUUUAA
Parnassius apollo (apollo) is the source of this 636-nucleotide messenger RNA. NCBI's taxonomy places the organism in Eukaryota, Metazoa, Arthropoda, Insecta, Lepidoptera, Papilionidae. The record is from the annotation of a GenBank genome assembly.